Molecule: messenger RNA, 682 nt
Organism: Laetiporus sulphureus 93-53
Lineage: Eukaryota; Fungi; Basidiomycota; Agaricomycetes; Polyporales; Laetiporaceae
Product: peptidase C14
Exons: 13
Coding region: 46-582 (178 amino acids)
Biological process (GO): proteolysis
Molecular function (GO): cysteine-type endopeptidase activity
Source: RefSeq, a predicted model, not a curated record
CCUACAAUUACUUGAAACGUUUCAAGAACCCAUAGUGUACCCCGCAUGUUAGAUUCAGGUCAUGGAGGCCAGGUUUCGGCCACUGAUGGCGAUGAGGUAGACGGCAUGGACGAAGACAUCUACCCCUCUGACUUCAACAUCUCCGGCUGUAUCAUUGAUAAUGAUAUACACGAUAUUCUAACCAGACGGCUCCCGAAAGAGUGCCGAUUGACAUGCGUAUUCGACUCCUGCCAUUCUGAAUCUGUGCUUGAUCUUCCCUAUACCCUAACAUGCUCGCGGUCGCGCCCUGGUCACCCUAUGUUCCAUAGCGAAGUAUCUAAGGAAGCUUGGCCAGCGAAAGCAGUGGAAGGAGACGUCAUAUGCUGCAGUGCGUGCACAGACGAAGGUAUAAGCAGGGAAACGUACGGAGCAGCUGGCGCGAGCGGCCUAUUUACCUCCGCGUUAAUAAAGCUGAUCCGGUCACACCCAAACUAUAGUUGGAUGGAUCUCAUAUGCUCGGCAAGAAAGGAAUUGGAAAGCAGUGGCCAAGAACCUCAGCUGUCCGUCUCGCACGAAUGCGACAUCAACUGCACCAUUGCUUGACCGACCAACCAGAUGCCGCAGCGAAAUGCCAACGUCUAUAUAAUCGUAUAUAAAUGAUAUGAUAUCCACGAUACUGCCUAGAGAUAAUAUUUAGAGCUUG